This is a messenger RNA of Penicillium angulare, 1818 nucleotides long. RefSeq lists its product as uncharacterized. Bases 1 to 1818 code for a protein of 605 amino acids. NCBI's taxonomy places the organism in Eukaryota, Fungi, Ascomycota, Eurotiomycetes, Eurotiales, Aspergillaceae. The record is from RefSeq and is a predicted model, not a curated record. The transcript has a single exon.
AUGUUGCUAAAUCUUGGUCUUACAGCGGAUGCCGCAGCUGCCCAUAACCCCGAUCCUAGCGCCCAGCUAGAAACGCCACCGGCGCCAUCUUCACCAUCCUAUUCUUCAGCUUUCUCUUUGGUGUCUUUGCCCCUCCUAGGUGGUUUGUAUUCGAAACCCAAACAGGCCGAUGCUACUGCCCAGUCUACGGAAUCAAAUAUAGCUGUGGCCAUGAGCCCCGUCGUCUCUGACCCUGUUCAGGGCCAGCCUUCGUCCUCAUCGCAGGCAGUAACACCAGCUCCACCUAGACCUACCGUGGCCCGCGUCGAUACAACCAACACCACCGCGAAGGCGACUUCUGUCCGCAAAGCCGCUCGAAAGAAGACCUCAUACCAGAUCGCACACCCAGCUUCUCAUGCGCGCCACAAGCGACUCAAGCUUCGGCCGAAGCUUCUUCUGCAGCUUCAGCAGAUCUCUAACACACCUCGCCCCCUCCCCGCCCUCGACGUCCUACCGUCAACUCUGUACCGACCUCGACUGGCUCGCAAGUUCCCGGCGAUGUUUCGUGGCAAGAAUGGUCUCGGUCCCAAUGACUUGAUCAUCGUCAUGAGUGAGCUAUAUGAGCUUGCCUCGCAGAAAUCGGCAAAUGCGGAGGUAGAUGACCACGAUCACCGCGAAGUGAUAGCGACGAUUUGCCAGAUCCUCCAAGAGGAUGCGCUCCAGAAAGGCAAAGCUGAGAUUUGUCUGAACUUCGGACCAGUGUGGGAGGCUACGCCGCUCCCAAGUGGCUCCUACGAAUUUGUCGCGCGCACAGGAACUGGCACCCAAGUUAUGCGAUGGGCUUUGCGCGCUGGCAAAAAUCGCAGAUAUUCUGCCCAGCCUAGCUCCGAGCCUCGCGAAGACGGCAAGCGAUUCACAUUCAGUGUUAUUGACCCCACCACUCGCCAGCACCCGGUCAUCGCCUCAAUGACGCGUAAUCAGCUCGAAGUUUUUGAUCACUAUUCCGCCCUAGUCAGAUCCGGAACCGGCCCCACUACCCCGAGCUCCAACAUGUCGGUGAUCAGUGAUUUGUCCGAAAAUGAGGUAGCUCUGGAUGCAAACCCGAACGCCAACAUUAUCAAGAUUGACGAUGAACUUCGUACGUUGAUUAUCGUCACUAGUGUUUGGGUUGCGUUCCGCGAAGGUUGGUCCCAAAACUUCACUUAUGCCGAUCAAAUUGCAUCCCCCACCAAGAGCGUGGCCUCUCCAGCAACUACCAAGGUCGCCACUUCGACUGCCAACAGUGAGAACACCAGCCCCACUGAUCGCGACAAGUUAGACGAAUUGAAAGACGUGGCCAACGGCGGCAAGCGCUGCGUGUCAGUUUCCAGCAUGCGUCGUGCCAGCACUAUGUCACCUGUCGAUGGUGGUAAAUCUUUCGGAAGCCUCAACAAACGCUCAAACUCUACGGGUGCCGCUUUCAUGGACCGAGUCAGACAACGAAGCACUUCAUCGACCAGUCAUCGCUUUAACCGCCAUAGCAUGUUUACCAACACUGGCGAAAACGGAGGCGUUGUUUCUCGACCCGCUUCAACCCGGCGAAAUUCAGUAGAGCACCAAGAUGCUCCAACCCCCACCCAGUCUAAGCGCAAUUCCAAAAUAAAACCGGCUACCGCAAACCCCAAGCCCCCUACAAUGGCCGACCAGACGCUCUCUUCAUACCAAAACUCUCAUCAUGACUUGGAGAAGGACUAUAAUAAAGAGCCUGAAAUCGCGCCUGCCCGUGAAGGCAAAGGCAAGCGCCAUCGUUUCAGUUCAAUGUUCAAUAUUUUCCACCGAAAGCAAGGAGUGACCCAUUGA